Messenger RNA from Entamoeba invadens IP1, 2316 nucleotides. RefSeq lists its product as hypothetical. NCBI's taxonomy places the organism in Eukaryota, Evosea, Mastigamoebida, Endamoebidae. The coding region runs from base 1 to 2316 and encodes 771 amino acids. The record is from RefSeq and is a predicted model, not a curated record. The transcript has a single exon.
AUGUUUUUUGUGUUACUGAUCACCACAUUCUUCCUAAUUGUGAAGAGCUGCAACUUUGAAAUGGAUGUAUAUGGGUGUUUGACAGUUACAAAACCUGAUUUAUGUGUUGGGGAAGUAAUUAUCCCGAGCAGCUACUCAUGUGUAUCUGAAUAUGCAUUUUUGAAUCAAAACCUUCUUGAAAAAAUCACAUUUGAAACGACAAGUGCAGUUGUUUUAAAAAAGAACGCAUUUUUGAAUUGUACGUCACUUACAGACGUUCUUUUUAAAAACGAUAAAAUGCUCACCCUCUACGCAAAUUGUUUUGAAAAUUGCACUUCAUUGGUCCACAUUUCAGGGUUUUCAAAAUAUGGAGCGUAUGGCGAACGGAUCUUCAAAAAUUGUGGAUUUGUCGAAUUCGACUUACAUGGACUCGUGAUCCUUCCUCUUGGGUUUCUCGAGCAGAAUAUUCAUCUUGAGAAGUUGGUCAAUGGAAACAGUGUAGUGACUUAUGGCAUCAAGUCUCUUUAUAAUUGUGAGAACUUGAAAACACUCCCCUUGUCUUCUUCGAAUCAAUACAACUUUGGCGACUCUGCAUUUGAAGGGUGUACAAGUUUAACUGCUUUUCCAGCUGUCAAAAGUUUUGAUAUGGGUCUUCGAGUAUUUGCGUACACUGGACUCACUGAAUUUGAUGUCAUGGGAAAGAGCCAAAUACCCGCUGGUACAUUUUGUGGGUGCGUCAAUUUACAAGCAGUGACAAACACUGAAAGUGUCACAACAAUAGGCGACAAUGCGUUUGAAGGUACUCAAAUAGUGUCUCUUGAAGUCUCUUCAAAUUUGCUUGAUAUUGGAAAUGCGUCAUUUAAAGACUGUGCUAAAUUUAAAGGCUUUUCCAACGAAGUCAAAGUCUCAAACAUAGGAGAAUCCGCCUUCGAGAAUUGCAAAGUCUUAGAACAAUUUGACAUCAAUGGACUCGAGUCGAUCUACAAAAACACAUUCAAAAAUUGUGUCUCAUUAAAGAAGUUGUUAAACACCGACAACGCGAAUUUGGUCGGUGAAAGUGCCUUUGAAAAUUGCGUUCAACUGACACAAAUAAUUCUUUAUACGGAUAAUGGUCGUAAUCCAAAUAAAAUAGCAUCAAUGGAAAUCGACACGGAAACUGCUUUUUCAAAAAAAGUUGUGAAACUCAGCCAAAGGUCAUUUUUUGGAUGUGAAAAUUUGGAGACAAUUACCGCAAAUUUGUUCGUAACUUUUGCGCCAGAGGCGUUUUCGGGAUGUUCAAAAUUGCGAAGUGUGACGAUUGAAAGCAGUUUUAUAUUGCCAGUCUCUUUGUUUGAAAAUUGCACGUCAUUAGAGUCUAUUACAAACUCCGAAAAAGUUCGUGUUAUCGGCGAAAAGUGUUUUUGUGGGUGUGAGGCACUUGUGUUACACAAAUUACCAAAACUCAAAACCAUUGGGAGGUUUGCAUUUGAACGAACGACAAAGAUGAGUGACGUUUCGUUAUACAAUUCACUUCAAGUAGUUGGACAAGAACCAUUCAAAGAUAGCGGACUCAAAACCAUCUAUUUUCAUGGAAAUAAUGACGUUAUAUUUAGUGGUUUUCCAUUGCAAAAUAUUUCUAUUUAUGUUAAAGAGGGUUACGUGUCAGAGACUUUUUGUGGCGAAUUUGUGAAGAAGUUGAAGUGUUUAACGAGUGAAUAUAUUAACAUGGGGAAGUGUGAAAAAUGUGCAGAUGGGUAUAGGACAGAAGAUGGAGUCUCUGGAAUUUGUGAUAUGAAAAAUGAAUGUGAUAACAUUAGUAUGUCUUGUGAAGAGUGUGACACAACGCGAUGUAUAAAAUGUGCUGAUGGGUAUUACACUGCAGAAGGAAAGUGUGUUUUGUGUAAUUUGGAGAACUGUUCGUCAUGUUUAUCUGAUACAAAAUGUGAUGUCUGUGAUUUGGGGUAUUUCUCACAACUUGGUGUUUGUGUAAAAUGUGAGGAAAACUGUGCAAGUUGUGAAAAGGAUGAGUGUUUCUUGUGUGUAAAAGGUGCAUUCUAUUUGGUUGAUGGGAAAUGCGAAAAUUGUUCUUUGCAUUGUACAAAAUGUGGGUCAGCAACGGAGUGUGAAUCUUGUGAAGAAAAUUAUGAAACAGUGAAUGGGUAUUGCAAAUUGAUCGAUAACAAUUCACAGACUUCUGGUUCAAAGUUUGAUUCUUCAUGUAAUAGUGAAAGUAAUACUAAGAGUGAUGGCGUUGUCGAACAUAGUAGCACAAAUCAAGUUGACUCUUCGUCUGGAAGUUAUCAUUCAGUUUUAGGUUAUACAACGAUAUUUGCUUUUAUUAUAUUGAUCUUGUGUUAA